Habropoda laboriosa is the source of this 1350-nucleotide messenger RNA. RefSeq names its product coiled-coil domain-containing protein 50. NCBI's taxonomy places the organism in Eukaryota, Metazoa, Arthropoda, Insecta, Hymenoptera, Apidae. Bases 262 to 1284 code for a protein of 340 amino acids. The record is from RefSeq and is a predicted model, not a curated record. The transcript has 6 exons.
ACAGCCUUACUAUCGGAUUUAAGAGUGACACUAAUACGAGGAACUCUACUAUCCGCUUCACCAACGUCCGACGAACGUUCCUACGCACACCGUGAAAGGAGAAAUGCACAAUAUCGGGGAGAGUUCCACCACACACGCAAGUUCUAUUCACUGCUAUUCAAGAUGGAGAGAAAACAACGUAUGUCUUCUGUAAGGUGGUUGUAAACAAGAAACGAGGCCGAAUAGAGCACCUUACGCGAGACAACGAUCGGACGCUACGAAAUGGCGAAGUCUGUGCUCAGUUCUGAUACCUUGCCGAAGGCUGGACGUGUGAACGAAGUGUGUCGGGAAUGGCUGGUGCACGAGGAUGGGGCGCUUGCAUACAGACUUCAGGAUGAAGAGAUCAGGGAACACUACACUGGCAAUAAGGUCCGUAAUGCUCAAGUCAGGGAGGAUUUGCCAAGAGCUAAAGUUGAACAAGAGCUCGAGACACUCAGAUAUCAGAGUUACGUUCAACAGCAGGAGGAGAGAGAUGCCCUUGUUGCAAGACAGAUUGCACUGUCCCUGGAGCGAGAGGAGAGGCAGAAAGAAAGAGAAUUGCAGGAGCAGAUGAGAUUGCAGUUGAGACUGGAUGAUGAGGCUGCACAGCUUGAACUUGAACGGCAUAUUCAAGAGGAAAAAGAUGAGGAAUUAGCAAGAAAACUGCAGCAAGAGGAAGAAGAGAAUGCUAUAGAGGAACAUGAUGAUCCUGUGAAUGAACAAUUACUACUAGAUCAAAAGAUUGCUAUGGAAGCACAAGAUGCGGAAUUGGCUCGCAUGCUCCAGGAGAAGGAACGCACAAAAGUGAGGAAGGCUAGGCAGAGGGCAAGACAGAGAAAGCUAGAGAGACAACAACUUCAAGAACUUGAGAAACAGAAUCUUACUGAGAAACCACAGAGACCUGAUAGAUUGGAUUUGAAGAGCAUACAAACCAAACCUAGAGUGCAACAUUAUUCACAGUAUCCUGAUCCUGAAGAGAUACAGACGUUGGACGAGUCUGUUGAAAAUAUAAGAGAGGUACCAAAUGUUGCUGCAAUCAUUGAUCCCACUUACAAUGGAAAUGUGCAUCGAAAUACCUCAAGCAGCUCAAGCAGUACCGUAAGCCCUACAUACGCAUUGCCUACACCACCACAGGAGCUUAUGAACGACGAUGCUCCAUGCUACAUGCCUAUACAAGGACAACGAAGAAAUCAAAUGCAAUCCCCGUCCCAAACUCACGAAGAGAAACACAAACGUAGAGUAAAGGAUAGUUGCAAGCAACAGUAAGAAUAGUAUACUAGGUUUCUUUUGAUAAGAGGUAUUUUUUGAUAAUGAACACUUUCGUUGCCAUGA